Molecule: messenger RNA, 1562 nt
Organism: Humulus lupulus (European hop)
Lineage: Eukaryota; Viridiplantae; Streptophyta; Magnoliopsida; Rosales; Cannabaceae
Product: rRNA (cytosine-C(5))-methyltransferase NOP2C
Exons: 9
Coding region: 128-1309 (393 amino acids)
Biological process (GO): RNA methylation
Molecular function (GO): methyltransferase activity
Source: RefSeq, a predicted model, not a curated record
UGGUUCGCCAGCUUCGACUCCUUGGUCCUCCUCCUCCGUUUCCCUUGAGAAAGUGAAGAAACAACAGCGAGAAAAGAAGUCAUCUUUGGAGAUUUUUCGGUUCCAUUACUUUUCUGGUUCUCUUUUCAUGGAAGAACAAACAUCGAACUCACCCUUACCAGAUGCAUUCGUUAAUUUUCUUGACGCCAAUGGACUCGACCCUUCAAUCUAUUCUGCCUCUGAUUCAACCCCUCGUUACAUAAGGUUGAAACCUGGUUGUGAAUCUCAACUUGAGGAGAUUGAAGCUGAGAUGGACUGUAAAGUUGAGAAAGUGGUUUGGUUGCCUGGUUUCUAUUCUCUUCCUCCAAAUGUUCAAAUCGCUAACUCAAAGGCAUACCGUGAAGGAAAGAUAUAUGGGAUUGAUGCAGCUUCUGGGGCUGCUGUUUCAGCUUUAGAUAUUUCAGCUGGAGAUCAUGUUCUUGAUCUGUGUGCUGCUCCUGGUGCUAAGCUUUGCAUGAUAUUAGACCUUCUUGGUGACUUGGGUUCUGUAACUGCUGUUGAUGUCGCUAGGCAUCGACUAGCAGCUUGUAGGACAAUGCUUCAGAAAUAUGAAUUGGGCGACCACUGCCGACUUCUUGUUGCUGAUGGAACAACUUUUUCUCUUCUUCCUAUCAGGGAUCAUUCGGAUUCUAAAUCAUGUGAAUCUGUGCUCAUAGAAGAUGCUGAAAGGUUUAAAGAGUGGACAUCCAGGAGAACAUGGAAGGAGAGGAAAAAAGCAGCUAGAGAUAGAGAGAAUGCUGCUAUGAAUCCAGGGAUUCAGGAGCCUGAGUUACUCUUCUAUGGCAAGUAUGCUGGUGUGGUUGGUCUGAGUAAAGAUGAGUUGUAUAAAACUGUUUGUGACAGUGAGAUGUUGAGCUGUGGCUAUGACAAGGUGCUAGUAGAUGCAGAGUGUACUCAUGACGGAUCAAUUAAACACAUUCAAAAAUUUGAACAUUGGGGUUGGAAAACUCUUCAACGUCGAGUAUUGGAUGCAGAGAGAACCGAUAGUCUGACUGUGCUUCAGUUAAAACUCUUGAGCAAUGGUUUUAGAUUGCUAAAAGCAGGCGGGCUGCUUGUCUACAGUACUUGCAGUUUGACAAUCGCUCAGAACGAAGAUGUGGUAGAACAAUUUCUGAAUGAGAAUGCUUCUGCCGCCGAGUUGCAGGAGAUAGUUGAAGCCAAAAGUUGGCCUUGUAGAAGUGGAGGAAUACCAAAGACCUUGCGCUUUGAUCCCUUAACAUCACAAACAAGUGGACUCUUUGUAGCUAAGUUCAAAAAAUUAGUCACUUGAUAUAAUCCAAUAUUUAUUUACUUUUUAUUCUUUGUAACAAAGAUUUUAGCAUACAAGUGUGCUAGUAUUAAAGUUUUGUUAAACAACAUGGGCAAUUUGGUAUGAGGCUUAAAAGAUUUGGACUUGCAAAUAAUUAGAUUGAGCUCAGAUUUGGACGUUGACCCUUCUCAAGAUAUCCUCGUAAUAACUUUCUUAAACUAUUCAACCAUGGAUGAAGUUAUUUCAUAAUCAUAUGAGAAUCUUUCGCCUGACA